UUGCGUGCUGUCCUCCGUUCAGUUCGACCUCUGGUGCCGGUAAGAGGAGUGUGUGAGCAGGGCCCCGGGUAUCCGUAAUCCGCCAGCAUCCUUCACCGUCCGAGGGGCUGUGACAGACUUCCGAGCCGACACCUUCCGAGGAACACUCACCCACAUUCAACAUGUAUGCCUGCGCGAAGUUCGUCUCCACACCCUCUCUGAUCCGUGCUGGGUCCAGAGUUCUGUACAGACCAGUUUCUGCAUCAGUGUUGUCUCGGCCAGAGGUCCGAACUGGAGAGGGAAACGCCACACUCCUCAGUGGGACUCCAAACCCCUUCACACAGUUGGUACUGAGGGAAUUCCAGACCAGUGCAGUCAGCAGGGACAUUGACACUGCUGCAAAGUUUAUUGGUGCUGGUGCUGCCACAGUUGGAGUGGCUGGCUCUGGUGCUGGUAUUGGAACAGUGUUCGGCAGCCUCAUUAUUGGCUAUGCCAGAAAUCCAUCACUGAAACAGCAGUUGUUCUCUUACGCCAUCCUGGGAUUUGCCCUGUCUGAAGCUAUGGGUCUCUUCUGUUUGAUGGUUGCUUUCCUUAUCCUGUUUGCCAUGUGAAUGAAGAAACGGUCUACAAUUGAGAAAUCAACUGUAAUAAUAUUUUACUGUGGGUCCCACGGAAUGUUGUCGUCGUGGAAAUGUACAAUAUUUCCAAAGUCCUUUCAUUAAAAAUAGUAAAACUUUAAGUAUACAAAGUUUGUACUGUUUUUGUGACCAGCACUUAUCUAGUCCUAAGGAAGUUGCAAAAUUAUUCUGAAGAUAUACGUAAUUCCAAAAAAGCACUACCUUGUAAAAUGUCCUGCCACAUAAAUGCAUUAAAGUCCAGAUAGUUGAA
This is a messenger RNA of Xenopus tropicalis (tropical clawed frog), 867 nucleotides long. It is a transcript of the gene atp5mc3, whose product is annotated as ATP synthase membrane subunit c locus 3. The record is from RefSeq and is a predicted model, not a curated record. The transcript has 5 exons. Gene Ontology annotation, molecular function: proton transmembrane transporter activity. Lineage: Eukaryota; Metazoa; Chordata; Amphibia; Anura; Pipidae. Gene Ontology annotation, cellular component: proton-transporting ATP synthase complex; proton-transporting two-sector ATPase complex, proton-transporting domain; mitochondrial membrane. The coding region runs from base 162 to 590 and encodes 142 amino acids. Gene Ontology annotation, biological process: proton motive force-driven ATP synthesis; proton transmembrane transport.